Messenger RNA from Phycodurus eques (leafy seadragon), 2900 nucleotides. Its product is annotated as Golgi reassembly-stacking protein 2-like. Gene Ontology annotation, cellular component: Golgi apparatus. The coding region runs from base 141 to 1391 and encodes 416 amino acids. Gene Ontology annotation, biological process: Golgi organization. The transcript is spliced from 10 exons. Lineage: Eukaryota; Metazoa; Chordata; Actinopteri; Syngnathiformes; Syngnathidae. The record is from RefSeq and is a predicted model, not a curated record. Gene Ontology annotation, molecular function: protein binding.
GGCGCAUGCGCAGCGGAUGUUUGACGACGUGUACCGGCUGAGUCCAAGUCGUCGCGUCCUCGGAAUAAUCAGCUCGCCGCAAAAGCUGCAAGAUCGCGAAAGCCUCGAGAGCGCGACAGCAGCCGCAAAAUCGCGACAGCAUGGGAGGUUCGCAGAGCGUGGAGAUCCCGGGAGGCGGCUCGGAGGGCUACCACGUCCUCCGGGUUCAGGAGAACUCUCCGGGUCACCGAGCAGGACUGGAGCCUUUCUUUGACUUCAUCGUCUCCAUCAACAACACCCGACUGAACAAGGACAAUGACACCUUGAAGGACCUUCUCAAAGCCAGUGUGGAGAAACCGGUCAAGAUGCUGGUGUACUCCUCAAAGACGCUGGAGCUGCGGGAGUCCACAGUCACACCCAGCAACCUGUGGGGGGGCCAGGGCUUGCUCGGGGUCUCCAUUCGCUUCUGCAGCUUCGAAGGAGCCAACGAGAACGUUUGGCACGUUCUGGAAGUGGAGCCCAAUUCCCCCGCAGCCCUCGCCGGUUUGAGGCCGCACACGGACUACAUCAUCGGCGCGGACACUGUUAUGAACGAGUCCGAGGACCUGUUCUCCUUGAUCGAGAGCCACGAGGGGAAGGGCCUGAAGCUCUACGUGUACAACACCGACACCGACAACUGCAGAGAGGUGGUCAUCACACCCAACGGCGCCUGGGGAGGAGAGGGCAGCCUCGGAUGCGGGAUCGGCUACGGAUACCUCCACAGGAUUCCCACGCGACCUUUCGAGGAGGGGAAGAAGAUCUGCUUCCCGGGAACCACUUCCGGCGAGCCCGUCGCUCCUCUGAAGGACGGCUUCACCGAGGUCCAGUUGUCGGCCGUGACCCCGCCUCGCGGUGACCCCGCGCUCCCCUCCGGCCUUGAAGACUCGCUGUCUGGCCUGUCAAUCAGCGCAGCCCCGCCCCCCUCCAUGCCGAGCGAGCUGCAGACGGGUUUGCCCACCGUCCCUCUGCUGCCCUCGUCCGGCCCGUCCCUCGGCCCCCUCGCGCCCCUGAAUCCUGCCACGGCCAGCUUCAACCCCGCCACCACGUUACCAGGCUUGAUGCCCCUCCCGGCUGGCUUGCCUCCGCUUCCCAACCUUCCGAAUCUUCCCAAUCUCAACCUGCCGCUCCCGGACCUCGGCGCCAUCUCACUAGCGGGCAGCGGCAACUUAAUGCCGGCCGGAACCACGGUCCCUCCACUGUCGGCUCCCCUCAACAUCCCCGGCCUGGCGCCUCUGCCCCCUUUGCCCGCCAUGCUGCCCUCCCAGCUGACUCCCCUCCUGCCUCAGGGCGGGGCCCCCGUUCUGCCCGCGGGCGACGCCGCAAACGUGACGGAACUGCGGCCUCCCGCGGCGACGACGCCCGCGUCCUCGUAACCUGCGAACGUGUAUCGCUGUUAACCAUCCGACCAAAACACACGGCCCCUUUUCUCUUUCCUCUCUCGUUGGUCUUUCUCCGUUUGGUUUUCUAUUUAUUCGGCCGAGAGGGCCGGGCCGCGCCCGGUCCGGGAUUCCGGGCGCGAGCCAGGUCAAUGCGGAACACGUCUCGGUAAAGCGAGCGUCGCGUUGCCGUGGAGCGGGUCGCGCUGCAGCUUGCCUUCGAUAACUCUUCACUUUGCGAUUGACUUCUGUGACUUCAUUUUUUGAUUGUGUUUUCCCCCCCCACCUUUCUGCUGUGUCAUUUCUUCUGUUUUAAGUUUGAGAACGUGUUCCAGAAUUCACUGAAGUAUUCGUUCAAUCUCCUUUUUUAUUGCCAUCAUAUAUGCGCAAACGAGCCUUUCGUAAUGGUCAGUCGUGCGGCCUAACACAGAAAACACAACUGUUCUACUAAUCUUGGGACGUUCAUUGUGCAAGGUGAAUUGAUAUAAAAUACUCAAUCAUUAAGAAUCUCUGUGCAGCCUUGCUUCGCUGACUUCACAAGUCGAAUAUCGUCAAAUCGUGUUGGUUCUCGACACGCGCUGAAAUAUUUCAUCCCAAAAAUUCCGUCUCAAGACAUUUGAGUGUUGGCGUCGUCAAAAUGAUUUGAAAUCUCGAAGUGAGGUGGGAAUGAGCCUUUUGAAGUGUAUUUCUACAAUUGUAUGCGGGAGUCACUUUUUGUUUUGAACUACUGAACUCGAUGAUGAGUUUGAGAAGUCCCAGCACGCUGCAGAAAUGCAAAAUCUUAGUGAAUUUCUUUCUUUGAGGGAAAACAUUUGACACUUGGAACUUUUUGUCUCCAUUUUCAGCGAGAAAAAAAGACUUGUUUGAAAAUCCAAGAUCGUCUUUUUCAGAAUCUUAUCAAGUCCAUUCCAUUGGCAUUUUGUGGAAUUGCUUUCACUCGAGACAUUUUGUCCCUGAAAUAACUUAACAAACGUCUGCCAACUCGAACUUGUUAAUGUAACAUUUUGUUUCGAACGAGUCUUUCGUCCCGCUGCGCAUUUUAUCCAAAACGAAGUCACAACUGCCUUCAAAGAAAUAACGGUGAAGGUGUUUUCACAAGAAUUCACUUAAGAGUUUGAGUUGCUCCAAAGAGGUCGUCAUCGAUGAUGAAUACGUUAUCAUUACCGUGUGAUUGUUUUUUUUUUUUUUUUUUAAUUAAUUGUUAUUUUGAAAUGAAAUGCUUGUUUAUUUUUUUCUUUUUUUAUGUCCAGCCUAGCUAGCGUCAACCCCGGAAAGUCCGCUCGCAUGCGUUCGUUCCACGCGCAGCUGUGAUGUGCCUCAGGAGCGACGAGGGUGACUCGAUUCAAGAGUUACAAGUUCCGCUGGUUAGCCACAAGAUGUCACUGUAAACAAGGAAACUGAAAGGAUCUCCGCCGGUAUGCCGAGUGCAAGCAAUAAAGCCAAACAAAUGUUUGACGACGAGUUGCGAGGGCAAUGGCCACUUCUCCCUUUGGUGCUUUUUGUCCA